This is a messenger RNA of Cynara cardunculus var. scolymus (artichoke), 1698 nucleotides long. RefSeq names its product probable serine/threonine-protein kinase PBL22. Gene Ontology annotation, biological process: protein phosphorylation. Bases 1 to 1698 code for a protein of 565 amino acids. Lineage: Eukaryota; Viridiplantae; Streptophyta; Magnoliopsida; Asterales; Asteraceae. Gene Ontology annotation, molecular function: protein kinase activity; ATP binding. The transcript has 5 exons. The record is from RefSeq and is a predicted model, not a curated record.
AUGAUCUGGAUUCUGUUUGUUUUCUUGUUUCUUGAUCAUGGUGUUUCGGCCACCGAUGAAUGUGUUCUCGAUAUCCGACUUUCUUCGAGCUGCGAAACCGCCAAUUGGGACGGGUUUUUUAGCAGCGAAUGUUGUGAAUCGGCCUUCGAAGAAUAUCUGUUUGCAUUAGCAAACCAUUCGAAUCAAACGGGGUCGGUUUUCUUGAAUUCCAGCCAACAAGAAAGUUGUCGGUCUUUGUUGGAAGGUAGCAACGGCAGAAAUCUUCUGAGCUGCGGUGUCGAGAAGCUAGCCAUGGGCUCAGGCGGCUGCUCAGACUUUUCGCUAAACGAUGUGGAUAACAAGCUUGAAAGCUCGUUAACUGGUUUGGAUCAAGAUUGUGAGUUUUCAGAAUCAAGAAACGGGUGUGGUUCUUGUUACGAAAGAUGGCGGAAGAUUGGUGCUUUGGCUAUGAAUGGUAGCGUGGAAGAGACGGAAAUUUGUCGAUUUGCCGUGCUUGUUUCGAUGGUGAGCCGAAAGAUUUCCGACCGCAAAUGGGUUCAGAGAGUUUACGAGUGUCUUGGCCAGCAUCAAAGAGUUGGAUUAGAUCAAUCCCAAAAUCUUGAAGACGAUCAUCAUGCACACAAGAAAAGGUUGAGCACAGGAAUAUGGAUUCUAAUAGCAGGUUUGGUCGGAAUCAUGAUUACAGUAAUCACGGCGUUGUGGUUUUGGUUUAGACGAUCGGCCAAAGAAAAGUUACCGGCCGGAAAAGAGGCGAUUUCCAUCAUAGAUUCACCGUUUCCGAUAGAUUCAAGCCGGAAGUUAACAAUUAAGGAAGUCUAUACUGCUACAGACAAUCUUAAAGCAUCCAACUUCAUCGGAGAAGGAAUCGCUGGAAAAGUGUACAAAGGCGUACUCGCGAACGGUCAGGAUGUUGCCAUCAAGCAUAUAGUGAACGAUGGAGAAAUGGAAACGUUCGUUAGAGAAAUCACAAACUUAUCUCGUGUACGACAUCCGAAUCUUGUACGAUUGCUCGAUCAUUGCGAGGGUGAAAACGAGUGUUUUCUUGUUUACGAGCUUUGUCAUUGGGGAAACCUCUCGGAAUGGUUGUUUAGUAAAGAUAAGAUUCUAACAUGGAUCCAACGGCUUCAAAUCGCCAUCGAUUGUGCCCGAGGACUAUGGUUUCUUCAUACAUACCCUGCCGGAUGCAUAGUUCAUCGUGAUAUCAAGCCGACGAACAUUCUCCUAAACAUGAACUUUCAAGCGAAGCUAGCCGAUUUUGGUUUGUCAAAAAUCAUCGACACGGGUCUAUCUCAUGUUAGCUCGGAAGUCCGAGGAACGUUUGGUUAUGUGGAUCCCGAAUACCAGAAAAAUAGUCGGGUUAAUCCAUCGGGUGAUGUUUACAGCUUCGGUAUAGUGCUUUUACAGCUUCUUUCGGGCCAACGCGUAAUCAAUAUCGACUUGCAACGGCCAAUGCCUCUUGGGAAGAUGGCAAGGACGCUAACGAGGGGUGGGAGUAUGACGGAGUUUGCCGAUCCAAAACUUAACGGGGAUUACUCGUUGAAGGCUUUCGAGUCUAUGAUCAACCUAGCACUUUCGUGUAUCGGGACAAAGCAACAACGACCAUUGGUCGAACAAGUGGUUGUAGGCCUCGAAAAGGCUCUCGAUAUGUCGAUACGAGAUCGAUCGGUUACACCGGCAUUUUCGUCAGACACAUUCUAG